Molecule: messenger RNA, 1541 nt
Organism: Polychytrium aggregatum
Lineage: Eukaryota; Fungi; Chytridiomycota; Chytridiomycetes; Polychytriales
Exons: 9
Coding region: 142-1419 (425 amino acids)
Biological process (GO): protein neddylation
Cellular component (GO): nucleus; cytoplasm
Molecular function (GO): NEDD8 activating enzyme activity
Source: RefSeq, a predicted model, not a curated record
CCCACAUCAGCACCAACACCCGCAUCGUCGAGCGCGAGCGACUAUUUUCCCAUCGCUGGCCGCUGCUUGUGUGCGCUGUCCAGUCCUUCGCCCUCCUGACCAAACGUGCCCUCGACAAACGGACCUGUUCUCGUUGCGACAAUGAGCCAAGAAGACUGGAAUGGUCGCUGGGACGACAUUGAUAUGUUCCUCGAUCGCUCGGGACCAUUUGCCCAGGAGCAGUUCGAGGCUGGAGAUGAGGUGAAAUCCUUCCUCCACGACGACUGCAAGAUCCUUGUCAUCGGGGCCGGCGGCCUUGGCUGCGAGCUGCUCAAAGACCUGGCCCUGAGCGGGUUCAAGGAUAUCCAUGUCAUCGACAUGGACACCAUCGACAUUUCCAACCUCAAUCGCCAGUUUUUGUUCCGGCAAGCUGAUGUCGGCAAGCCCAAGGCCGAAGUCGCCGCCAAGUUUGUGAUGGAGCGAGUCCCUGGCUGUAUUGUUACCCCUUACUUUGGCAAGAUCCAGGACAAGGACGAGGAGUAUUACUCGCAGUUUUCCAUCAUCAUCUGCGGCCUGGACUCGGUAGAGGCUCGUCGAUGGAUCAAUGCCACCGUUGUCAAUAUGUACGAUCCGGAGCGUCCAGAGACCUUGAAGCCCAUCGUCGACGGUGGCACCGAGGGUUUCAAAGGACAGGCCCGUGUCAUCCUCCCUCGAAUCACCGCCUGCUACGAGUGUUCGCUGGAUAUGCAAACCAAGCCCACAACCUUCCCGAUGUGCACCAUCGCGAAUGCUCCGCGACUCCCUGAGCACUGCAUCGAAUGGGCCUCGAUCAUCCAAUGGCCCAACCAUUUCCCAGGCCAAAAGGUUGACGGCGAUAGCCCGGAGCACAUCAAGUGGCUUUUUGAUAUGGCGACCGACCGUGCAAAGCAGUUUGGCAUCACCGGUGUUACGUACUCGCUGACCCAAGGAGUUGUCAAGAACAUCAUUCCCGCAAUCGCCUCAACCAACGCCAUCGUCGCAGCGGCCUGUGCCAAUGAGGCUUUCAAGCUUGCCACCAACUGCGUCGGAAAUCUCGACAACUACAUGCUCUAUGUUGGCGACCAGGGCAUCUAUACAUAUACAUUUGAGCUCCAGCGCAAGGAGGAGUGCCCCGUCUGCGGCUCGGCCACGAUGGUCAUCCACGACCAAGACAGGACUGCCACGCUGCAAGAGUUUAUCGAUUCGCUCACCGAGAUCAGCUCAGUCCAACUGAAAAAACCGUCGCUCCGAACAAGCUCAAAGUCGCUGUUUAUGCAGUCACCUCCCGCCCUUCGGGAAGCCACCUUGGGCAACCUCGACAAGAUUUUGGCGGAGCUGCUGUUGGAUGGCGAUGUGAUCUACGUGACAGAUACGGCCCUGCCCAUCAGUUUGCAGAUCACAGUCUACUUUAAGAACGAGUAAACGUGCCUCCGCAACGCCAACUCGUGCCAAGGCGUCCGGUGAGAUCCUUACAGUCUGGGAAACCUGAGCAGACAGUGGAAAGCUCUGGGUGAAAAUAAACUACUGGAUGGAUGAGCACCGAA